Messenger RNA from Meriones unguiculatus (Mongolian gerbil), 7116 nucleotides. RefSeq names its product nucleoporin 58 (gene Nup58). Gene Ontology annotation, cellular component: nuclear pore. NCBI's taxonomy places the organism in Eukaryota, Metazoa, Chordata, Mammalia, Rodentia, Muridae. The coding region runs from base 203 to 2005 and encodes 600 amino acids. The transcript is spliced from 15 exons. Gene Ontology annotation, biological process: nucleocytoplasmic transport. The record is from RefSeq and is a predicted model, not a curated record. Gene Ontology annotation, molecular function: structural constituent of nuclear pore.
GUGCGGUCGGCAUGCGGGCGGUGUUGCGCAUGCGUUCCCUGUGGCUCCGCCCCUUCUUGCCUCGCCGCACCGCCUGUUGGGGGUUGAACUUCCCGCCUGGUCCCCGGUUGGCGGCAGCAAUGCCGCACGUCCCUCCUCGGCAGUGAGGAGAAGCAUCCCAGGCCUCUCCAUCCUUGCUGACAGCUUCGCGCCAAGGGCCGCCAUGUCCACGGGGUUCUCCUUUGGGUCCGGGGCUCUCGGCUCCACCACUGUGGCCCCCGGCGGGACCGGCACAGGCAGCGGAUUCUCCUUCGGGGCCGGCGCGUCUAGCACACCUUCUGUGGGGCUCAACUUCGGAACUCUUGGCAGCUCUUCAACCCCUGCAUCUACGUGUGCUUCAACCAGUGGUUUUGGAACAGGACUCUUUGGAGCUAAGUCUGCCACUGGGUUCACUCUAGGAGGAGCAGGUACAGGAACACCAGCUACUACAUCUGCAUCUACAACAGGCUUCAGUUUAGGAUUCAGUAAACCUGCAGCUUCUGCUACACCAUUUGCCCUGCCUGUCACUUCUACCUCAGCUAGUGGUCUCAGUCUCUCGUCUGCUCUGACGUCAACUCCAGCAGCAUCCACGGGAUUUACUUUAAAUAACUUGGGCACAACACCAGCCACAACUACAACAGCAUCAACAGGGCUUUCUUUAGGGGGAGCCUUAGCUGGUUUGGGUGGUUCACUUUUCCAGAGUGCAAACACAGGAACAUCAGGUCUCGGACAAAAUGCUUUAAGCUUGUCUUUGGGAACUACAGCACCUACUUCAACUGCAGGCAAUGAAGGCCUUGGCGGUAUAGAUUUUAGUACCUCAUCAGAUAAAAAAAGUGAUAAAACAGGAACAAGGCCAGAGGAUAGUAAAGCACUAAAAGACGAGAAUCUGCCUCCUGUCAUCUGUCAGGAUGUUGAAAAUCUCCAGAAAUUUGUCAAGGAACAAAAACAAGUCCAAGAAGAAAUUAGUCGAAUGUCUUCCAAAGCGAUGCUUAAAGUCCAGGAAGACAUCAAGGCUCUGAAGCAGCUUCUGUCGUUGGCUGCCAGUGGGUUACAGAGGAAUACCCUCAAUAUUGACAAACUGAAGUUAGAAACUGCUCAGGAGUUAAAGAAUGCUGAAAUAGCUUUAAGAACCCAGAAAACACCACCUGGACUCCAACAUGAAAAUACAGCUCCUGCUGACUACUUCCGAAUCUUGGUUCAGCAGUUUGAGGCACAGCUUCAGCAGUACAGGCAGCAGAUUGAAGACCUAGAAAACCAUCUUGCCACUCAAGCCAACAACUCACACAUAACCCCUCAAGAUUUAUCAAUGGCUAUGCAGAAAAUUUAUCAAACAUUUGUAGCAUUAGCUGCACAACUUCAGUCUAUUCAUGAAAAUGUCAAGGUGCUUAAAGAACAGUAUCUCAGCUACAGAAAAAUGUUUUUGGGUGAUGCUGUAGAUGUGUUUGAAGCCAGGAGAACUGAAGCCAAGAAGUGGCAGAAUGCACCCCGAGUUACUACUGGACCCACUCCUUUCAGUGCCAUGCCAAAUGCAGCAGCCGUUGCCAUGGCUGCAACACUUACACAGCAGCAACAGCCUGCUACAGGGCCACAGCCAUCUCUGGGAGUUAGUUUUGGAACGCCAUUCGGCUCAGGUAUUGGCACUGGCUUGCAAUCAAGUGGCUUAGGUUCUUCAAACCUUGGAGGAUUUGGAGCUAGCUCUGGUUUCGGAUGCGGCACCACAGGGGCCUCCACAUUUGGAUUUGGAACAACAGAUAAACCCUCAGGAAGUCUUAGUGCAGUAAAGGCGGCCAAGGUGACUCCCAGGAUUGAUCAUAGCAAAGAGAAGCCAGCCUCCAAUAACUGGGAAUGUGUCCUUGAUCCUGUGACACCGUGCAAGCUGACCAUUCGAAGGAAUCCAGCUGCACUACCAAAGGACUUGAAGAGAUCAAGAGGCACAACCAGACCAAAGAACAAAGGCCCUGCUUCAGUCCCUCCAGCAGCCAACUGACCUCAUGAGCCAUCGGUGGGACAAGUAAACUGCUGCUCUCCGUACCAUCUCACGAGUGCGUGGCCAAGCCCUUGCUUUUACCUCGUCCAAUCUUCUUGCUUUGGGCCUUUGCUAACAGGGUUCAGAUGGCUGCCCCAGCAGACAGGACUCAUGGCCAGGGGCUCCUGUUAGCCAUCUCUUACCUCUUUCGCACAGGAUGCAUGGCUGUUAUCUGUUGCUCUUAACUUGGCUCUCUGUCAUGGUCUUCUGAACUAUUCUGUGACCUGCAUGGGGUCACCUGGACCCUGCUAUUCCAAACUCAUUUUGAAUGCCAGGGAAAGGCCUUAAGAACCUGUGAAUACAAAGACCAGUGCCCCUGCUUUAACCCCUGUUAGCUCCCCUUUUGGGAAUGGUUUAAAAGUUCAAAGAUGGGAUGGAACCCUUUAUUUUUAUUUAUUUUUAUUUUUAUUUUUUACAAGAAAACUGGCUCAGGACCCUCUGCACUGAAGACAAUCUCUUUUGAUGUAUGUGGAAACUUAACACAAGCUCCAUCCACAUGACAGACCAUGUGACAGCCUCCUACAAGAAUAGAAGUAUAGUCAAUAGAAUAAUUCAAAUGUAAACAGCCCUCUCUACUUGGGUCUAGGACAAGUUAGCUGUAAAAUUCUUGGCACAAUUGGUUCCCAAAAGAAAUCGAGGACCAUAGUAAUGGCAUGCCUUCAGUUGGCUAGUUGGGUAUAACCACAUCCUGCUCUGAGUCGGGUUUGUAAGCAAGUUGACCUUACUGUCUUGAAAUACACAUAACCAACUCUGAAACCCUGGGACCCUCCUGCAGUGUUGAGCACCGAGCCUCCACCCAUGCAAGUGUUCUUUCUACUAUGAGGUUGCACUCUAUUCUUAGCUAUGGCAGAGACUAUAGUCUAGUCUCUAACCAUCUCUUGUUACAUAUGUUGGGGAUUUGACACAGGAAAUCAAUGGUCGUGGGCACCUAGAUGAUUUAUAGUCUUCUGGAGUCCUGUAAUGAAAUCAGAUACCCCACCCAACACCAGGGGCCUUAACACCUCAGUCACUGGGAAACAUGGUGUCACUCGAUGAGGAAGCAAAUUGACUUCCCCUGUGGGAAUCUUAGCAUGUUUGGGCCAAAGGUUUUAGGAUGUUACCACGCAAAAGACUCAGUAAUGAAGGUCCUCUAAUGACUCCGGACCAAACUCCCACCCACUGUCCAGUUUUUCUCAGCCCUGACAGGGAUGGAAUGGUGCUGAGCCCCGUGGGAGUGUAUCUGAAAUGUGGGAGAACAGCAUGUGCUGAGCUCCACCAAGUUUGCCAGACUCUUAUCAGUAUACGGGCUGUUCCAUGUGGCCCUUUUCCUUCCUGCCACCUCCCUCUUCAAGGGGUAACAGCCAAGCAGUGGGUAUUCAAGAGUUGGAUGUUCUGAGACAGGAACAAACACCAGCUCUAAUAGAGACCAGGAGGACAAUGACUGGCCCACUGAACAUAUAACCCAAUAGUCUCUGGUCUGGCCACUAAGGUAGAAGAUAGUAUACUCUUUCCAUGUAACCAUCAUUAGGUCACAGGUUGUUGAAUUUUGUGACUAAUACAACUUAAAAAUGCCUCUUGAGUUGCUAGGCAAUCAACAAGAUGUAUAGUAUAGUGUGCCAGAAUCCCUUGGUCUUGGACUAUCUACUUUCCUCUGUGGAAAGAUCAACCUAAACAGACCAACAAAGGCUGUAGGACAUCACAGGCAGCAUAACAAAGCUUGCUUAUGCCCCACUCCAAAUCUUGAAGGUUUUGGGCCCCCAGAGACUUAUUUGGAUUCUAGCAUCUUAAAGAAGGGGAGUCUGGCUUCCCUGAGAUACUUCACGCACUAUGUCUCUUCUAUAACUACAUUUCUCCCCCAUUCUUGCAUGGUAAAUGGUUUGUAAAUUGUGCUGCUUGGGUGAAAAAUUCUGCUUAUGGGGGAGUUGAGCAAACUAUUAAGCAAGCUUGAUAUAACCAAUCAAAUAUAUGUGUCACUCUGGAUUGCUUUGGUUGGGGCCAGGGAACAGAAGGAUCUACAAGGCUCUGUUCAGUGGAAUGGCCUUCAGCCUUUAGGCUGUUGUCUGUGGGUUAUAAUGUAUUGUGUAGACUAAAACUGCUUCCUGGCUCUCAGCUUGGGUUUCCCUUCACUUGGUUUCCUGUCUUUUGUUUAUAUGUUUAAUGUUUCUUUGUGAUUGGUUCUGAAAAGGGUUUGCUAAGUGGUAUAUAAAUAUGUGUUUUAACAUUUGGUUGUCUCUCCACCGCUCCAUCCGUCAAGUUGCUCUGUACACCCCUUUCAGUAUGUAGCAGUGUCAAUGUCCUCAAAUUCUCUGUAAUACUGAUUUUCAGUUGUAAAUCAGUUCUUGUUGGGCCUGAGCUUUUUAAAUAUGCUUUUAAUAUGUUUCAGUAUGUUUACCCACAUGUUAGCUGUUUGCAUUCAUAUAAUUGCAGGCAGCAGUCUUCUUUUUUUUUUUUUUUUUUUUUUUUUGAUGGCUUAUAGGAUCUGUUAGUGGGUACUGUUUUUUUGGGUUUUUUUGCUAUGAGAUGUCUGGAGUCAGUUGGGUUCAGAACCAUGCCUUAAUGCUAUGAUCUUCUCUAACCUACACCUCAGCCUUUUUAGCAGAAAAUGAAUCUGACAUACAUGGGUGGUUUGUAUUAAGAAAAUAAUCUACUAGAAACAGCUUACAAAAAGCCCUGUCUUUUGUUCAUUCCUUUUGUUUUUAUGGGGGUAUCUAGUUUAGGACAAUUUAACUUGUUUGUGAAUUUUAGUUGUUUUCACUUCCCAUCCCUUUUUCUCGUUCACCUCCUCCAAAGGAAACCCUUUUCCCCAACAAAGCCCCUCCUAAUUUGUUAUUUUGUGUGUAAGGGUGUUCUGCCUGCUUGUUAUGUCUUUGUACCACAUGCAUGUCUGGUGCUGGAGGAGGCCAAAAGAAUGCACUGGAUCCCCUGGAACUGGAGUUAACAGAUAGUUGUGUUGCUAGCCGCUGAAUCUGGGUCCUCUAGAAGGACAGCCAUGCUCUGAACCACUGAGCCAUCUUUCCAACCUGACCCCAUUCCUAUCAUUUCUCCCUUUCGUGUGUGACCUGCCGAGUUUAGAGUUUCUUACCUGAGUGUGAGCAGGGAGCUAUUUACUAGAACAAGAGUAACUUAUCAGGUGCAUCAUGAUGCAGAAAAUGACACCUCUCUCUGACAGCUGUUGAACUGUCAGUAGUCGCCCCUGGGAGGUGUGGGGCCUCGCUGGUUGUUGUUGGUUUUAGCUUUUUUUUUUUCAAUUUAUUUUUAUAUUUUGUUAUGUAGCUUAAAAUCACAUCUUCUAACUCUGCUCCUGAAGCUGGGGUUACAUAUCAACAAUGUUCAGCCUCUAGGACAUUUACUACUUAAGAUACGUUUUUAUCAAGUUUGGUUUUUCUUUUAAAAAGUCUCACUGGGAUUUUGAUUUUUUAUUCACACAAAGUUACAUUAGCAUUCUAAUCUGGAGAGAAUUGACAUUGGUGUAAAAUGGUGGCAGAGCACUUGCAUAGCGUAUAGAAAGCCCUGAGUUCAAUCCCUAGUUUCCUCCAAAACCAUGCAGGCAGUAAGUUAUUGCAAAUAAUGUACUAUCCUUCUAAUCUCAAACUAUUUAUUUAUUUGUUUAUUUAUUUAUUUAUUUAUUUGCAAAAGGUGAAUGUGGUACCUUUGGAAAUACUGUUAUGGAAUAUUUGUUUGGUGACAUGUUUUGUGUCAGUAUAGGGUUUGCAUCUUUUCCUCUUUCCCUCUCCUAUAAGUAAGUCAGUCUGAACCCAGUUUAAGGCUGGCUGAAAAAGUGGUCCUUUUGUAGCACAGUAUGUUGUGUUUACUGUGUAGAACCUGUUCUGGGCAUCACACUUGGCCCUCAUGAGCCUGACCUUAUAGGAGCCUAGUAUCAACCCAUGAGCAAAAAUCUCUUAAAAUUUUUUGUUAUUGUUAUUGUUUUGUUUUUGCUUUAUUUUUUGCUACGAUGGAUAUACAUGUAGAAGUUGAGUACUCUACCACUGAGCUAUGGAUAUCAGUAAAGGUAAGAAAUGGUGGCUGUAUCUAAUAAUGUUAGCUGUGACCCUGAAGGGGCCAGGACCUAGUCUUAGGUGCUCCAAAAUAUUAACUCCUCAGUUCUUUGAGGUGAGUAUUGCCUCUAACAUCUAAGGAACUGGACACAGAGACAAACAACCUAAAAGGGACUGAACUAACAAAUGGUUGGGUCUAGAUUCAAGUAAGCAAACUACGAGGCUUUUAAAUUUAACUACACACUGCAAGAAAGGAUUCUUGUUAAUUAAUAAAGAUACCAAGAAAAUUCUGCUUAGGGGUCAAAACAGUAGUUAGAUUUUAGCAAAGAGUAUGAGUUUACUGUAUGAAGUAUUACAUCAUUAAAGAGCCAGGCAUUUUAAUUAAAAGUAGCCCUUGGGCUUACAAGGAUAACUUAAGAGUAGAGCACUUGUCUAGUAGAGGAGGCCAGCACUGUGAAUGGUCAUCUGAAGUUGAGCAGAUUAAAGGGCUCUAAAAUGCAAGUUGUGCUCUGCUCCCCACAUUCCUGCUCAACUCUUUGUAUGUGUGUGUCUUGCACCAUAGUUAGUCCUCUGAACCAUUCAGCUAGUUCUUGGUGACUUUAGGUUAUCUCUUUCAUUUUCAACUAGAAGUAAUCCUGCUUCUAGGAUAGCUGAUGCUGGCAUUUAGUCCCAGCAACUUCAUUUGUUGUGUGUGCUCUCCUUUGUUCUUCAAGGGGCAACAGAAGCUGCUCAGUGAGUGUUGUGCUAAGUAGUAAUGCCAAGAUACAAACUCAUAGCUCAUGUAUUCUUCAUGUGGAACCCUUGCUAUCUGUCAUCGGAUGAGUAGAGCUUCGAUCUUGUGCUUUUCCACGUUAAUAAUCCUGCCCGUGUUCUGAAAAACUGAAGAGGCAGGAGAAAGAUUCCACUGGAGCCAUAAACACUUUCCCACCUGCUUCUUUUGCAAGUUUACCCUGUAACUGAACAUAAGGACUCAAGGAUUCCAAGUCUAGACAAACAACACAAGUGUGAAUUCUGCUAAUGUCCUAGGUUAUGGCUCUGCAGAUGCUGCUUUGAGAUGAAAGUAAAUCUCACUGUGCCCUCCAGACUGUUGGAGCUAUG